AUGCAGGAGUCUAAGGUUGGUGAAACUUGUGAUUGGGAUAGCAAGGUAGAAAAUCAGAUGGACAAGCCUGAGGGAAAAAGAAUGAAGGAAGACAAAAGUGGCAUCAGGGAAAAGAUUGGCAAAGCCAGGAAUACAGCAAAUAUAAAGACAGAACAGGAAGAUGAGGCAUCUGAGAAAAGCUUACAUCUGAGCUCAAAAUAUGUUAUACACCAGACCGUCCCUAUAGAACAGAAAAACAGUGAACAAGUCAAAUGUGUGGAGAGCAUUAAUGGAAACUCUCAUCCCAGUCUACAACAAAAAGCCAGUGCUGUUAAGAAAUCACAUAAAUGUGAUGACUGUGGAAAAUCCUUCAAAUACAAUUCCCGACUUGUUCAACAUAAAAUUAUGCACACUGGUGAAAAACGCUAUGAGUGCGAUGACUGUGGAGGGACUUUCCGGAGCAGCUCAAGCCUUCGAGUCCACAAGAGGAUCCAUACUGGGGAGAAGCCGUACAAGUGUGAGGAAUGUGGGAAAGCCUACAUGUCCUAUUCCAGCCUUAUAAACCACAAAAGCACCCAUUCUGGGGAAAAGAACUGUAAGUGUGAUGAGUGUGGAAAAUCCUUCAAUUAUAGCUCAGUUUUGGAUCAGCAUAAGAGAAUUCACACUGGGGAGAAGCCCUAUGAGUGUGGUGAGUGUGGGAAGGCCUUCAGGAACAGCUCUGGCCUCAGAGUCCACAAAAGGAUCCACACAGGUGAGAAGCCCUAUGAAUGUGACAUCUGUGGGAAAACCUUCAGUAAUAGCUCUGGCCUUAGAGUCCACAAAAGGAUUCAUACAGGGGAGAAACCCUAUGAAUGUGAUGAGUGUGGGAAGGCCUUCAUUACCUGCAGAACACUUCUAAAUCAUAAAAGCAUCCACUUUGGAGAUAAACCCUAUAAAUGUGAUGAGUGUGAAAAAUCAUUUAAUUAUAGCUCUCUCCUCAUUCAGCAUAAAGUUAUCCACACUGGAGAGAAACCUUAUGAAUGUGAUGAAUGUGGGAAGGCUUUCAGGAACAGUUCAGGCCUUAUUGUGCAUAAAAGGAUCCACACAGGAGAGAAACCUUACAAAUGUGAUGUCUGUGGCAAAGCAUUCAGCUAUAGCUCAGGCCUGGCAGUCCAUAAAAGCAUUCACCCUGGGAAGAAAGCCCAUGAAUGUAAGGAGUGUGGAAAAUCAUUCAGCUAUAACUCACUUCUUCUUCAGCAUAGAACAAUUCACACUGGAGAGAGACCUUAUGUAUGUGAUGUCUGUGGAAAAACUUUCAGAAACAAUUCAGGACUCAAAGUCCACAGGCGACUCCAUACUGGGGAAAAACCUUAUAAGUGUGAUGUGUGUGGAAAAGCCUAUAUCUCACGCUCUAGCCUUAAAAACCACAAAGGAAUCCAUCUUGGGGAGAAGCCCUAUAAAUGUAGUUAUUGUGAAAAAUCCUUCAAUUACAGCUCUGCCCUUGAACAACAUAAAAGGAUUCAUACAAGGGAGAAACCCUUUGGGUGUGAUGAGUGUGGAAAAGCCUUCAGGAAUAAUUCAGGCCUUAAAGUCCAUAAACGAAUCCACACUGGGGAGAGACCUUACAAAUGUGAAGAAUGUGGGAAGGCCUACAUCUCACUUUCAAGCCUUAUAAAUCAUAAAAGUGUACACCCUGGGGAAAAGCCCUAUAAGUGUGAUGAGUGUGAGAAAGCCUUUAUCACAUACCGAACCCUUAUAAAUCACAAAAAAAUUCAUCUUGGGGAGAAGCCCUACAAAUGCGAUGUGUGUGAGAAAUCUUUUAACUACACCUCACUUCUUUCUCAACACAGAAGGGUCCACACUAGAGAGAAACCCUAUGAAUGUGACAGGUGUGAAAAAGUCUUCAGAAACAACUCAAGCCUUAAAGUGCAUAAAAGAAUUCAUACUGGUGAGAAGCCCUAUAAAUGUGAUGUGUGUGGAAAAGCCUACAUCUCACACUCAAGCCUUAUUAACCAUAAAAGUACCCACCCUGGCAAGACCCCCUACACAUGUGAUGAAUGUGGAAAAGCUUUUUUCUCAAACAGAACUCUUAUAAGCCAUAAAAGAGUCCAUCUUGGGGAGAAACCCUUCAAAUGUGUUGAAUGUGGGAAGUCUUUCAGUUAUAGCUCACUCCUUUCCCAACACAAGAGGAUUCAUACGGGGGAAAAACCCUAUGUGUGUGAUGGCUGUGGGAAGGCAUUCAGGAACAGCUCAGGCCUCACAGUGCAUAAAAGGAUACACACAGGUGAGAAACCCUAUGGAUGUGAUGAGUGUGGGAAGGCAUACAUCUCACACUCGAGUCUUAUCAACCAUAAAAGUGUCCAUGGUGGGCAGCAGCCCUAUAAUUGUGAGUGUGGGAAAUCCUUCAAUUAUAGAUCAGUCCUUGACCAACACAAAAGGAUCCACACUGGAAAGAAGCUAUACCAAUGUAACGAGUGUGAGAAGGCUUUCAAUAUCAGAUCAAAUCUCACCAAGCAUAAAAGAAUCCAUACUGGAGAGGAAUAUUUAAAUGUGACAAAUAUGGGAAGUCAUAGUGGCACAUCACAGAAGAGAACUCAUGAGGGAGGGAAUGCUCUGGAUGGGACCAGGAUGAGCAUGUCUCUGUAG
Rangifer tarandus platyrhynchus (Svalbard reindeer) is the source of this 2604-nucleotide messenger RNA. Lineage: Eukaryota; Metazoa; Chordata; Mammalia; Artiodactyla; Cervidae. The record is from the annotation of a GenBank genome assembly.